Molecule: messenger RNA, 3914 nt
Organism: Orbicella faveolata
Lineage: Eukaryota; Metazoa; Cnidaria; Anthozoa; Scleractinia; Merulinidae
Product: tetratricopeptide repeat protein 12-like
Biological process (GO): axonemal dynein complex assembly; sperm axoneme assembly
Cellular component (GO): cytoplasm; centrosome
Molecular function (GO): protein binding
Source: RefSeq, a predicted model, not a curated record
GCGAAGAUCUUCCGACGAUCACGAAUUGUCAACGACUGAUUUAAUCCAGUCGAUGAGCAGUCGAUCGUGUCUGUAGCGUCAAAAUGGAGGAAACAACAGGAAAGGAAGAAGAGCUGCAGAAAUUUCUCGGGAAAGUCGAUGAAAUUGACUCUAUUAUGAAAGAUUUAACAUGUGGUGACCUUGAAAGACAAAACAAAGCACUCUCUGCAGCAGAUGAGUUCUUGAAAAGACACAAAGCUGAAAAUGAUGAUGAUUCUGAUGAUGAAUGCAGACCAGUAAAAAUGACAUCUGAGAGAACAGUUAUUUCCAAAGAAGGAGAAAGGAGGACAUUAGAUCCUUCAACUGCUCUUGGUGAAAUGAGGGAUGCUGGAGAAGUUUGUGCUGAAAAGUUCAUGAAAGCAGUUGAAGAAGAUGCCAAAGAGAGGGCAAAGAUAAAAAAGAGAUCUGAAGCCGAAGCUGAGAAGUUAAAAGGAAAAGGGAAUGAUGCUUUCAAGGAUGGUAACUUUACAGAAGCCAUCAGCAACUACACUAUGGCAAUUGCUAAAGUUUGUACUAAUCCUGUGCUUUACACAAACAGAGCUCAGGCUUACAUCAAACUUGAUGACUUUGAUUCUGCUAUCCAUGACUGUAAUCUAGCUUUGAAGAUUGAUCCAAAGUGGGUGAAAGCAUUUGUUCACAAAGCCAGAGCUCUGCAAGCACAAGGGAAGUUUGAUGAGGCUGUAUCAGUUUUAAAGAAUGCUAUUGAAGUUGCUCCAAAGCAAGAAAAGGUUUUAAAAGUGUAUAUAUCAGAGGCAGAAUCAGCAAAACGGAGGCUUCAGGAUGAAAAAGAGGCUGCCACCCUCGCUGGAGAAGGAAGUGGAGAAUUAAUAAAAGAAUCUAUUAACAGACUACACAAAGGCAGUCUUGCUACGUCACAAUACAUUGAAUCAACAAGGAAGCUAGUUUCACUUCUAGAUAGCAAUGCUAAUAAAACAUUAUUUAGAUGUUAUGGAGGCUUUCAAAUCAUAGAUUACAAUAAAACAUUUAAAAAAUAUUGGGAAGGAGCAGAUGUGUGUACAAUGUUAGAGGAUAUUGAUUUUAUGUGUGAAAUUUUAAGGAUUUUGAUGGAAGCCUGCACUGACAAUGAUCACAAUGUGGAAGAGUUUCUCAGAAAGGAUCAUUCCCCAUCAUUCAAUCUUCUCUUAAGAGACCCAACUUCUCCUGUCAUUAGAACUGCUGCUACGUCCUUCCUCCAUCAACUGUCACAAACUGAAAAGGGAAGACUUGGUCUUACUACAUAUAAACAUAUCAAAUGGGUAACAGAAGCCUUAUUUUCACUUGUACAAAGGGGAAACAAUACAGCUGUUGUGGCAAUGUCCACAAUUAAUAACUUAGCCUUGGAACAAGGAUUCUGUGAAAAAAUUAGAGAUCUGGUUGACAAGGACUUUCUGGGCAUCUCACAGAAAUUUGUGUUAAAGUUAUGCGAAGGCAACCAAAAAACAUCUCACGAACCUACAGAUAACUGGUCUCUGGUGUCGUCUGGUUUAUCAGCUUUGGCUAACAUGGCCAGGGACACUUACAUAAGAAAUAAGAUUGCAGAUGAACAGGCAUGGUGGGAAACUAGUGUCAAGUUCCUGGAUUGCCAUAUCUGUGGUAUAAAAGACCAGAAAGUACGAUGUUCCAUCUUUUCUCUUCUUGGUUUGCUAGCAAAUAUAUCCACACAACCAAACCAACACCAGAAGGAUGCAGCUCCAAGGUUGAUUCCAUCACUCAUUGAGAUGUUAAACACAGGAUAUGAUGAAAUCUGUGAGCGCAGUCUUGCUACGAUUAGACAUCUACUGGCUCACUCAACCGAUGCAUUAAAUCAAGCUUGUGAUCAGAAAAUCCACAUCCACGUUUUGCGCAUUCUUAAGUUGGUUAUUCUUAGCAGCCAUUUUCAGGUGGGAUGGGGGGCAAGCACAAGGGAAACUGUGAAGAAAUAUGCCAUCAAGUCACUGGCACUGUGCACAAUGGAGAGAAAAGAUGCCAGAGAAGCUGUCUUAAGUGAGAAAGCUUUGGACUUUUUAGUGCAACUUCUGCACUCUACAGAUGAAACCAUCAUAGGAAAUACAUCACUAUGCCUUGGUCACUGUGCUGAUAUGGAGGAAGUUAGCCAGUAUCUUGCUGGUGUUGGCGAGGUAGUGGAAAUUCUCCUGAAGCAUGCAACAGAUGAUGAGUUGAGCAAUGACGUAAAACAAAAUGCUGCCAUUUGUUUAGCUAAACUUGCCACAGCAGACAAAAGGCAUCUUGACAAGCUGAAGGAAAUGCAUGGACUUGAAAUUCUUCACUCAGUAAUACAAAACACAAACCUUAGCUGACCUAUCAGUGGUCCACUGCCAGUGCUUUCAAUAAUAUCCUGUCUGUUACCUAGCAUUGGCUAGCUUCCAUGGAGGCCUCUUCAAGCUUGUCUAAUUACUUGCAGAGCUUUUAGCUGUGGAAGUGACGGUAUGAAGCAGCAUGGGAGGAAGUAGAGAAAGCAGAAAAGCAUUUAUUCAUGCAUGCCCUGUGCCACGCAGAACAACAUCUCAACUAUGUUACCUACUGAAAAGCAAAGAUGUACCUAAUUGAACAUUUUAUCAAAGUGUAUAUAGUAAACGUAUGGACUCCUCUAAGAGGCCAAAAUUCAGCUGAGUUACUUUUAAUUUUAUAGUAAUGAAAAGCAAAUUAAAGUGACUGAACCUUUGAUUUCCAUGACAUUUAUUACUUGACCCAGUUUGUAGGAACAUAACAUAUUUGAAUAUUGAUGUAUUUGAAUGCAAGGUGCUUAUGACAAACAGUCAGUGCUAAGAUCAGUUAAUUCUGUUCCACAGUUAUUGGUUCAUUAGUGCCAGUGAUGAACUCUUGUUUCUACAGCAGGCUUUGCUUGCAUGUUAAAUAUAAUAUUUAUUUUGGAAAAGUGUGCUAUACUUAAACAGACAGGUAUUUAAUUUAAAAUAGGAUUACCAGUAGUCUGAAGGAAGUAGAAUGUACAUGUGAUACUUGUCUCCAGUCUUUUGGCAUUUUGCUGAUGUUUGAAGCAACCAAAUUGGCAGAAAAGCAGUCUGCUUUUUGAGUUAUUUUAUUUAUUACUUGUAAACAUUAAAUGCUUUCCCCGAUAUUUUACUGUUCUACUGCUAGCCAACUGUAGCAUAUGGUACUGCCAAUUUCUGGGGUUUCAAUUCUACUAUAACUAUAACAGCUUACUAAAUACCAUUACAUAAUAACAAGACCUCUAAGAUUAUUUAGGCCUCUUGUAUUAAUUGGCCAUGUCACCCUCAAAAAGAUAGUUUACGAUAUAAAAGUCAGAAAACAGCAAGCUAAUUAAGGGACUUCAUUAAGGGCCAGACAUUGGGCAAAUUGGCAGGCUGACAUGAUAGUUUUGCCUGCCUGGUUUGACCAUACAGAGGAAUGUUUUCCUUAUAAAAAGUUCAAUUCAAAAAGUUUUGUCUGCCUAUGAAAACCAGUUGUCCUCCUGUUGAAAACAUUAUUGAAACCCCUGGUUAAAUAUAAAGUAAACAGGAAAAAAGGAAUGGCCCAAAUUUGAGAAAUGAACUUUUAAGCUCAUAUGUUAAAGGUAUAUCAUUUGUGCAGUGGAAUUCAUCCUUUCAGAGUAAGAUUUUCAGUUGGUUUUAACAUGAGCAAGGUCAAGACUUGCAUACAAAGAGUAACCCUAGGGUAGCCAUCCAGUUAUUAUCCUUAUGUGAUUCAGGCAAUGAUGCUAAAGCUGUGUGUGAAAUGAAAGUCGCUCGCAUUUUAAUUGCAUUUCAGAUGUUAUUUUCUGUACAUACUGUAUAUUAGUAGUCUUAAGUGGUUUGUAAGUAAUGUAGUAAGGUAUUUUAAUACCGUACAGUCCUGUCAUCUUGUUUGAUGUGCUAAUACUGCACAUUAUUAAAGAAAUCUUUAUAUUUUCUCGGUAA